GAUGACACUAUUUACUUUCCACCACUUGCCUAGCACAGGCUUCAUGAAGAGAAACGUUGCCUUGUCUGUGUAGCAGCGUUUUAAUUUUCUUUUAGACUUUAUGAAGAUUUGAAGAUUUUGAUCAGCCAUGGAUGGAGAUAUGCUGUCCUUGUCAUCUUUCUCGUCAUUAUCAUCAGCAGCAGGAACACAGAAAGAUACUUUGUCAAAGAGCGACAGCAGCCUCCCUCAAAACCAACAGGAACACAAAUCAUCUGAAGAAUUAUGGACAGAGGAUGUGAGUCCCGUGGGUGACAGGCUGCUGUCCACCGAGGAGCAGGUCACUCUGAUCACUGAGAGUAUGACUGUCACCUCCACUGACCAGGAGAAACUGCUGCUGCUCAACAAGAACACCGAGCUCCGCAGAGUCAACAAAGAGCUGAUGAAGCUGAAUGAGGACUGGGACCAGGUGUACCGCAGUGCCACACUGGGUCUACAGCAAAGAUUGGAGGCUUUGGAGCUGGAGAACACUGCCAUCAAACAGCUCAACAGCAGACUGCUGCUCAAAGUUGAGCACCAACAGCUAUUUCUGGGGUUGCAGAGUGCAAAGGAGUACUAUGAGCAGGCGUUGAUGCAGGAGCUGAAGAAGAACCAAGAGCUGCAAGAAUACGUCAGACUGCUAGAGAACAGGAUGCACCAUCCAGAUAAAGACCGUACAUCUGUACAACAGGGCAGCUUUAGUGCUGUGGUACAUGGUCCUGUAUCAUUCCCCACCGGUAAUCCUCCUGGAGGUCCCAACCUGUUGACCUCCUUCCCAGCUCCUUCCAGCCCAGAGGCAGUGCGGCAGGGAAAAAGCCAGAGCAGUAGUACCCCACUGGGAGACUCCAAGCAAGAAGUGCAGGACCUAAAAGAGCAGCUGGACGCAUUGAGGUGUCAGCAGACCCAGAUUUAUGAAGCAGAAUAUGAGACGGAGCAUAACGACCACAAACACACACAGCAGGAGAACCGGAGGCUAAGGAAGAAAAGGGAGGAGAUGCGCCAACAGGUGGCACUACUGCAAGAGCAGCUCAAAGUUUAUGAGGAUGACUUCCGACGGGAGCGGUCUGACAAACAGAUGCUGCAGCGACUGUUGUUGAAGAAAACGCCUCCAAAUAAGGACCCUGUGCUUAUCCACCGCUGCAAUAAUGUACAGCAGCCACUAGGAGGAGACAAAAGGACACAAAAUGCAGAGAAAAGAAAACAGCACCACCCACUUUGCCCCAAGCACCCAAACAGGGACAAAGAGUCAGACUGAGGGUCUCAGAACAAAAACAAAACAUGAUCAUGCAGACAGUAAACUGAGUUUUAAAUGUUUCAAUGUCCCGGUAAAAUGAGACUCUCAUAAACUGAUUUUUCUAGCAGCAUAGCAUCAUUACAGACACACUCAGUGGAUCUACACCACAAGUAAAAUUGGGCUCAUGCUAUUUUAGUACUCUGUCACACUCACUAACAGCACUUUUAUUUGAUCCGUGUAGAGAAAAAUAGCACUUUAUAGAAAAAGCCCAACAUGCAAAAACUCAUUGCUCUUUUUAGGGUUCUGCUUGUUAACCUUCUUAAUAAUGAAAGUGCACAGUGAAAUUUCAGAUUAUAGUCUACAUUACUUUUCUGUAUAUUACUUUGAAAAAAAAAAAACAAUUGCCAAGUUUGGUACCAUAUAUAUGUAUUUAAUAUAUCUAAUAUAUCUAAUAUUUCUUUUUUUAUAUCUCUUUCUCUAAAGUAUUUUUUAUUCUGAUUAUUGAUUACUAUCAGAGCCAUUAGAACGAAUUAUAAAAAGUCUAAAUAUUAAAAUAAGCAUACCUACAGCUAAUUUCUGAUGAUUGUUUAAUUAUUUCUUUUUUAUGCUGUGAAUUACUUUGAAGUUGUCAAAUUAUUUAUUUUCAAAGUGUCUGGGCUCAUUAAAACGACCACACAAUAAAAGUCCAUGAAAUGUG
Molecule: messenger RNA, 1946 nt
Organism: Dicentrarchus labrax (European seabass)
Lineage: Eukaryota; Metazoa; Chordata; Actinopteri; Moronidae
Exons: 7
Coding region: 128-1270 (380 amino acids)
Biological process (GO): cellular response to lipopolysaccharide; regulation of transcription by RNA polymerase II
Source: RefSeq, a predicted model, not a curated record